AUGUCAAGGGAAACAUCAACCUGUCAAAGUCCCACUAUCACCUUACCUUUCGUGCCUACAAUUAAUAAUUAUCUUCGUAAAGAAGCUUAUGGAAUAUGUGAAAUGGUGAUGCUUGGUGAAGAUAUUCCCCGGUCUCUGUCUCAUGCCACCAAAGUUUGUUGUUAUCCUGGAGCAGACCAGAGUGAAGGAGAAGAUGAAAUGGAUGUUCUGUCACACUCCUUGGACAUGCUGGCUGAAAUGGAUUUGGGUGUUCGUCAAAGACCUACUACCGUUCAGCGCCUUGAAAAGAAUGAUCCCGAUCACGAGAAAGCAGACAGAACCAGAUUUGUGAAGUGGGAGAACGUUACAGGCUAUGAUCCAUCAGAAUUUCAAAGGAAGGAUUUCAGGAAGAAACGUAAAGACGAAAAAAUUAAUUCAGAGCGGUCUCUCCUGGUUAAACAGCUUGAAAACUACCCAUCUGUGUUCAGAAAUCCGUUUUUAGACUAUGCUAAGUUUGAUGGAGAUGCUCAAGUGGGUGUACCGACUCGAAGAUAUGGAAUUUUUAUGAUGAUGCUUCCUCCUGCCGAAAGAAAUUAUCCAUUAAAUGUUGUGGUCAUUGCUUCUGCAAGAGUACAGGACUUAAUAGGUUUAAUAUGUUGGAAACAUACGAUGGAACAUGGAGAUCAUAAUUUAGGGGAUUCAGUUGACCAAUACGGCUUGUAUAUAGCAGAAGAUGAUGGAGAAGUUGAUUGGGACUUUCCAUGCUUGGAUCCACGUGAGGUCAUUAGCAAAUUUGGUUUUUCAUAUUUGGCUCUGGUGGAACGCAAAGAAAAAGUCCCCAGUGAAGAUUCUGCCACACGAGAGAGAAAUGAGAGACUGAUGGAAGCUGGUGGUGUGUCUGAACCCCGAAGAAUGAAAGCUGUCCUCAAAGAUGAAGAUAUGCAGCGCAUGAAGGGGCAUAUGACUGCUAUGGAAGCACCAUUGUACCAGUCGUAUAGAGUAUGCACUGUUAGUAAAGUACGAUCGAGAACAGAAAUCCAGUUAGGAAUAUCUGGUGAGAAGAUAGAAAUUGAUCCUGUUGUACAACAGAGAGUUGGCGCGAAAUUCUGGAAUCGGCAGAAAGCAGUCAGCUAUGACAUUGAUAAUAUAGCCGCUUGCGAAAUUAUAGAUAACAAAACUAAUAAUCGAGGCACAUUACGUUUGACAUACUACUCUCCUUCACUGACUAACGCUGAUCAAGAUAGCUCAUUACAUAAUCAUGCUUCAAUAUCUCAUUACAAACAUUAUGAUUUCGAAACUGAUUUAAGUACAGCGGAAGAAAUUGUGCAGAAAAUUAAUAAUAUCUUAGAUUUGACUACUCCAAUAAAACGGCAAGAAUAUCUAGAUUUACGUGAAAGUAAACCACAUAAAAAGCGAAUGUUUCGUUUGGGUCAAAAACAGUAGUUAGAUAGAAGUUGUAUGUUCUUUUCACAAAUCAUGUGAACUAUGUUUCAAAGAGUCUGAUUUUCCUGACAUUGUAAGUUUUUAAAUGAUCUACUUAAAAAUUUGAUGUCAUGUGAAACAGUAUCAUCAGUAGUGCAGAAUGUGGGAAUACUGAAUAUAAAAUAUUAAUGUCUAAAAUAAGUCCACUUCAAUGUACCCCAGUGAAAAGAAAAGGAACAAUUUUUAUCAUGUUAGUAUCUUGAAUAUUUUCACUUAAAAACAGAUGUAAAACAGCUGAAGAAUACGAGAUGUUAUGAUAAUUAAUGUAUAAUGAAAAUUGACUACUGAAAACAACACUUUAAUUUUAAGGGAAUGUAAUCUAAGUGAACAUAUUUUUUUCAUGAAUGACUGACUUUUAAUCAUGUUUAUAAUUAUAUUAUUUCUUUCUGAAUUUGUAUAAGAGGGAUUGUGAAUAAAGAUGAUCAGUAUUUUAUUUUA
Molecule: messenger RNA, 1899 nt
Organism: Gryllus bimaculatus (two-spotted cricket)
Lineage: Eukaryota; Metazoa; Arthropoda; Insecta; Orthoptera; Gryllidae
Source: the annotation of a GenBank genome assembly